Molecule: messenger RNA, 4530 nt
Organism: Acanthoscelides obtectus
Lineage: Eukaryota; Metazoa; Arthropoda; Insecta; Coleoptera; Chrysomelidae
Source: the annotation of a GenBank genome assembly
GUGCACGUAAAAAUAAAAAGGUAGUCCGUCACAUGUCUUGAAUUAUCGUUAUCACUAUAUUACUGUAUUUUGAAUAAUAGUGAAAUAAAGAAUAAUUUUCAAGCCUUGGUGCGUUUGUUUUUACAAAUUUUGUCUGCUGCUUUCUGGUAUUUUGGGACAGGAAAAUAUCUACUACUAAAACGACUGAACUAUUAAGAAUAGUGAAUGACAGAGUGGCUUUCGCGUGUAAACAAGGAUUUUUUGUGUUUUGUGGUGGACGAUUUAAAAAUUCCACUCCUGUUGCUUUGGAUUGAUAUUUUUGUUUGUGUUUUUGUUGAAGUAAUAGAAUAAAAUGUCGGGAGGAAUGCUAUAUGGGGGCGAUGAAAUUGGAGCACUCGUCUUUGACCCAGGCCACCACUCUCUACGCGUUGGUUAUGCACAAGAAGACACACCAAAGGCUGAAAUACCGGCAGUUGUCGGUGUGGCCCCAGAUGAUGUCAAAUUAGAGCCAGAAGUGAAGCCUGAGGAUGGAAAUGUAGCCACUAAUCAGCCAUCCUACAAGUAUUAUAUUGAUACAGCAUACCUUCAUACACCAAGGCCUAAUAUGGAAUUGCACAACUAUAUGAAAGAUGGAAUGAUUGAGAAUUGGGAUUUAUUUGAGAAAAUAUUAGACUACUCAUACGAAAAGAUUAUCCAGUCUGAAUCUCAGUACCAUCCAGUAUUAUUCUCUGAGUCACCAUGGAAUCAAAGACAAAAAAGGGAAAAACUAACAGAAAUAAUGUUUGAAAAAUACAAGGUACCAGCAUUCUUCUUGGUAAAAAAUGCUGCAUUGGCAGCAUUUGCAAAUGGGAGAGCUACAGCAUUGGUUAUUGACAGUGGAGCAACACAUACUUCUGCGGUACCAGUUCUUGAUGGUUAUGUCAUAUCAAAUGCAGUUGUAAAGUCUCCAUUAGGUGGAGAUUACUUGGUUUUGAGAGCAAGGGAAAUGCUAGAAGCAGCUGGUAUUGAUUUGACACCAGCCUCACUGAUAGCUAGCAAAGAUGUGAUAAGAGACAAAGAUAAGCCAAGGUUUGUCAAGAAAAAGCUUUCUUUCCAAACUACAAACUCUUGGAUGAGUUAUAUGAUAAAGAAGACUGUCCAAGAUUUCCAACAGACUGUACUACAGGUGGCAGAAAACCCAUAUGAUGAGAGGCAAGUGGCAAAUAUACCAAGUGUUCACUAUGAAUUUCCGACUGGAUAUCAUCAGGACUUUGGACCAGAAAGAUUCAAACUAGCAGAGGGGCUUUUUGACCAUGCAAUGCUGGGUGCGGGAUAUAUAGCUGCAACAAGUGCUGGAAUGUGCGAUGUUGAUAUUCGACCAGCUUUAUACAGUUCUGUAGUUGUAACAGGGGGCAACUCUUUAGUACAGGGAUUCAGUGAUCGCCUAAGCAGAGACCUAUCAUCCCGUUCGCCAGGCUCGAUGCGACUGAAAAUGAUCGCAGCCAAUGGAACAGUUGAAAGACGGUUCGGCGCUUGGGUCGGUGGUUCGAUUCUUGCAUCGAUCGGCACAUUCCAGCAAAUGUGGGUAUCCAUUCAGGAGUACCAAGAAGGGGGAAAGUCACAAAUUGACAGAAAAUGCCCUUAAGAAAGCUUACUAGUGUGUAUUUUGUUUUUGUCACGUUUACAAUGGUUAUCCCAAUAGAUACUUCAGGAUUUUGUUUUUGAAUAAAACCAACAGCUUGAGAAAAAUACCAUGUUUGGUUAUACGAAGGUCAUUUUUAAAGUAAUAACCCCUUGCGCAUCGUAUUACGUGACUUCCAUUCAACCAUAGACCCUCUUGGCGAGUCUCCAGUCGCGUAGCUACCUUGGGUGGCACCUGAUGCGGAAGUUUGUGGUGUCACCCCAUCGAAAGUCAAAAGCAAUACAUUUUAUGAUUCAUAAACGACAUGGAUCAUUUAAUAUUUAUAUUUAAAGUAUUGAACAAAUAACAGAACCCAAUAACUAAGACAGAAAACAUAUUUUUAUCUUACAAUUAAAUUCUCUUCUUUCUAGCUUUGGCAGCUGUAAACUCAGAUAUAACUUGAUCAAAAUUUAUACUUUGUAUUGCCUCGUGUUCGAUGGCUAAUAUACCAAGAUUGCUAAGCCGCGAUUGGGUCAUUGUUGCCCGCACAUAGUUUUUUAUUAAUUUUAGUUUACUGAAACUCCUUUCACAUGAAGCUACGGACUACGCAAACCGCCAUGAACAAUUUUAGUUCAAUCGUAAUAUUUCGAAGAGAUUCUGUAAAAUCCCAUUCUACAAUAAACUUUAAAAAUUCUAGAGAUGUGUCUUCGCAGUCUUAGUAUCUCCAAAAGUAAAAUUCUGUUUCUGAGACCUCAUCAUAAAAAUCAGUAAAUUUGGAUGUAUCUAAUUUCAGUUCUUCAAUUUUCGGCAAAAGCAAAGUAUUUGUUUGUACGAUCGCAAAUAGUUAAGCUAUUUCUUGAAGAGACUUCGAUCUUGUCUGGAGUUCAACUCUGAAUCGGUCAACACAUUAAAGUUAUUUUUUCAAUGUGAGUCCUGCAUCACUGGUCAUCUCACCGACCACCCGUUUUUUACGACAAAGUCGUCUUUCUGUUGGAAUAUCGUAGUUUUCUCAUUUUGUGGGAAUCCCCGAAUUAUACAUAGAGCUGAGCUAGUACUUGUGGAGGAAUCACCGAAGAAGACAGCUGUGCCAGCGAUUUAAUUUUUUUGUGUUUGUACAUUGUUCUUAAAGUUGAGUCACCGGGUGGGUGUUACCUUUUUUGGGGUUAUACCAAAACUUCUUGGAAAGAUAGUUACUAAUUGGAUUUAUGGUCAGGCGGCAGCAUGUUUUGACGAUGGAAUCAAAAAGGUGGAGGUACGACUUAACGAGUGUUUAAAUAUUUAUGGUGACUAUGUUAAAAAAUUAAAAGAUGUGCGUAUUUUAGUUUGUGAUGAAAUUUACAUCCAUAAAUAACAUUUCUCUCACUCCAUUACAAAACAGUUCUUACUUAAAUAGACCCUCGUAUAAUCAGAAUGUAGAAGUAUGGGAGCUGUGUUAUUGAAAUCAUUCUUUAAAAUUCCCGUCUCAGGUAUUUCUACGGAUGACUAUCCUUCAAUUAAAAUUCUUAGUUGUCUUUUGUCUCAAAACGAUCCGUAAUUAAAUUUCCGGGUUUAUAGAAUGCAUAGGCCUAAACGUCUAGUUAGCUCAAGUUGUUGCAAACUGGCUCAAAAAAAUAUUGAGGUACCCAUUGGAGCAUUACGGAUAUGUGAGCUGAGGAACCAUAUUGUUACAUACUAGUGACGACUUUAAAUGAUUGAAAACUUGUUGGUUCACAGAAACGCUAUUUUAAGAUUUCAUUAAUUGGGUAAAAUAUUUUAAUUGAUUUCAUUUGUAGAUAUAUAACGUGUCAUUUCCAAAUCUUGAAUUCAGAUAGCUAUAAUGAUUUGUCAAUUUCCCAAAUAUUGUGUUACUUUAGAGACUAAAUAUUAUCAUUACUCUUAUUAAUUGAGCAAAAGCCACCAAGGUAUUCCAAUCCGUUACUUGUAAUGAGAGUAACUCAUUAUCACGACGCCACUCAAAAACUUUCCUUCAAAAAACACCCACAAAAUUCAAACCACACGUACAAUCGACUUCAGUUUUGAACUGUAACUCAAAAAGAGAUCGCUUUUGCGGGGCAGAAGUUGACAGGUGACGCAGUGUUGCCAGACCUCAAGUUAUUACUGCAUUCCUGGAAUUUAAUUGACACUUCACGUAUCUAUAAUUCUUACUACCAAAUUUCGUUAAUUUUACUUACUUUAUCUCUCAGGGUGUUCCGUACUUAAAUGGACAUGGUCAAAUGGUAGGUAAUACGAGUAAUAUAGAUCGAGUCCUUCUUCUACCUGAAAAUCAGAAAGUGAAAUUCAGUUCUUACAGAUCUAACUAAAUUUGUCAAAUCUGAAAUACCACAUAUCUUAGGCUCUACUGAACCGAUUUUGUUUAAAUUAUUCAUGAUAACAAAAUUACCUAGGAGUAUUGCGAAACUAGGCGGACGGUUAAAAAAUCUAGGGUUGAACUCGAUUUUGUUCACUUGUUUAUCAAAAUCAACACUUUCUGGGCUCAAUAUUGAAAUGUUUGACUAUGUACAAAAAAGCCAAUGAGAUGUGCUAAUUGAAUACUAGUUCAUUUAAGUACGGAACACCUUGCAUAUUUAUAAAAAUAUGAAUGUCUGUCCACUCUGACAGCAUGACGUUUGAGCCACAACACGGAGAGACGUAAAAAUGUGUACACUUACUGAUACCCUAGGAAAGCUAUAAGCAUAGUUUUAUCCGAGAACUCAAUGAUGCAAUAAAUUGUCGAUGCAAAUACCAAAAUCUCUACCGUCAGUGUCAAGCCGGCAACAGCGCGGCUUUCCAUCGCCUGACUCAAAUUAUUUUUCAAACAAAAUUUGGUUACUUUAUUAGUGGCGCCACCUACCCGUGCCACGGGUACAUUAUAAUACCGAGCGAUUUUUUUUUCGAAUGAUAUAAGUACAAACAAAUGUGAACAUACGUAUGUAUAAAUUGUAUUUUUAUAUCAAAUAAACGUUCACAAGAAA